AUGGCAGAGUACGGAUACAGAGUACGGGCAUCGCAUAAUUACGACGCUACCAAGACAACAACCCGAAAUCAUGCUGUUUUACGAAUGAAAGCAUUUGGGGUUAAGUGCGAUCUGUCGAGACCAGCAUGUCGUCAAUGCCGCAGGGCCGGUUCCAGAUGUGACGGAUACCGAGAGGACAAGUCCGUUACCUUCCGAGAUCAAACCGCCGAGACUUUAGACAAAAUGUCCUUCUUUUCUAACGCAAAUUCACUUCCCAUCUCACCCAAUGGCAACCAGGAUAUCUUGGUAAGACCUGAACUAUACCAACAGGCUAAGGUCCACCCAUCUCAAGAUCCGCCCAGCCAUUACCCUUGGUGCAGACUUGCGGUUACAACCGAAGACCAAGCCUUGAAAUUCUUUUUUCAUCAUUAUGUUGUGCCCGAGUCUGGACGGUCUCCGACUCAUCCCGAUUGUCACGGCAUAAUCUACAAACGAGCAACAGGACCCGGGUACAUGGCCAACCUCGUCAGUGCUGUAGGACUAGCCGGUCUAGCGUACAUGAGGAACGCGCCCACGCUCCUCAAUUCAGCCAGUCAGGCGUUUUCUCGCGCACUUCACGGUAUAUGUGCCGCACUGAUGGACCCUAGUGAAGCAUCGUCCGACCAGACGUUAGUCGCCGUAAUGCUUCUAGCGUUAUACGAAUCUGUCACUUUCAAUUCUAAUGGGGACUUGAGUUCAUGGAGCAGGCAUGUACACGGUGCCUUGGCAUUAAUACAGCUCCGAGGAGCAGGUCAGCUACGCAACAGAAUCGGUCGAAGCAUUUUUCUCCACUUACGCACUGAAAUCCUUAUCGACUGCCUUCAGCGAGGGCAGCGGGUACCAUACAUCCUGAUAAACCUUAUGGCCGAGGCUCGAGGUAAUGAAACAGCACAGGAAGCGCCUGCUGCUCGGUUAGCAGACAUUAUUGUCAACGUCUGCGCCGUUGUAGCCUUAGCCAAGGAAGGCAUUACGGACGAGAUGAAUUUGUCUUCGUAUGUUUCAGCACUCUUGUCGAUUGAUACAGAUUUCAAGGACUGGGCCCAAAACCUCCCGGUUGAAUAUGAGUACAAGACUCGAAUCCAUACAAGCGCUCGGGAAGAAGUAGAAGUUUUUAUGGGACAAUAUCAUAUAUAUUCCAGCGUGGAGAUCGCCAACACAUGGAAUUUACAGCGCUGUGCGCGUAUUAUCCUCCGUCAGGCACUCGUCGAAGCAAUAUCGACUUGCUUGCCCAUCUCGUCUUCUCUGCCGAUCCUAUCGCCUUUACCUGUAUCAUACCGCGACCUGCUCCUCACUUCAGGCGCCGUCAUAAAGGAGAUAUCCAGCGAUAUAUGCUACAGCGUCUCAUUAAUCUUGCAUAAUAUUGACGCGGCAGGCAAAUCGAGCGACCUGCGAGCUGCUUAUGCUGUGCAUUUGUUGUGGCCACUUUAUAUCGCAGGAACAACACAUACUGCUAGCGAUCCUUUGCGGGAGUGGAUUAUAUCCACGAUGGAUAUUAUUAAUAAUGCUACUGGGAUUCAGAAAGCAAGGCGUAUAGCCUUAAUUCUACAGCUCCGAUGCUCGGAUAGACUGACGGCUACGGACACGAAUUGA
Molecule: messenger RNA, 1608 nt
Organism: Fusarium odoratissimum NRRL 54006
Lineage: Eukaryota; Fungi; Ascomycota; Sordariomycetes; Hypocreales; Nectriaceae
Exons: 4
Coding region: 1-1608 (535 amino acids)
Biological process (GO): regulation of DNA-templated transcription
Molecular function (GO): DNA-binding transcription factor activity, RNA polymerase II-specific; zinc ion binding
Source: RefSeq, a predicted model, not a curated record